UCAACACCUGACUCGAUUAGAAACUAAACAAAAUCGUGCUUCUUCAUCUGCAGUUUCUACAUUGUGACGCGAACGUAUCCGACGUCGACCUGGUUCACUCGUGAGAAAAAGGAUCGCUUGCAUCGCAAUACGACUCGAAAGAUGAAUCUUAUGUUACGCACGAUCCGAGCUUGCGUUCGCUCUGCGAGACACACCAAAUACAGUACUCUACCCUCAGAAGCAGUAAUAUUUAUGGAGGAUAAUCGCAUGGUUGUCUGCUGGCAUCCUGAGAAGACGUUUCCAUACGAGUGUUCCUUACCUCUGCCUGAAGAAAAACCCGAUACUUCCGUACUGCGAAUCGGAAACAAAGACGUCGCUGAGAUUUUUAGGAAAAAGAAGGAAUAUCAGGUUGUGGAAGAGCUAGCAAAAAUCACAUACACUACCAAGCACAGGUGGUAUCCUAGGAAAAGAGACAAGAAAGCAAAAAACACAGAACCUGACAGGCCAUAUUUGUAACAUUUGAAAAAGGUCUGAAGGGUUUCUUGGUGAAAAAGUACUGUAUUUAAUUCUCUUUACAUAUGUAGUUGUAUCCUGCAAAACAUAUAUUAAUAAAUGUACAAAGAUAAUUGUUAUAUCUGUCUGUAUAAAUAAAUGCUUACAAUAAAAGGAUAGAAUGAA
Molecule: messenger RNA, 657 nt
Organism: Cyphomyrmex costatus
Lineage: Eukaryota; Metazoa; Arthropoda; Insecta; Hymenoptera; Formicidae
Gene: mRpL42
Product: mitochondrial ribosomal protein L42
Exons: 2
Coding region: 142-495 (117 amino acids)
Cellular component (GO): mitochondrial large ribosomal subunit
Source: RefSeq, a predicted model, not a curated record